UCACCAGCGUUCGAGCAGGGAAGACAGUCGGAGUUGUCCGUGAAGCUGAACAGACAGUUGGAGAGAUGCCUGAGGAACUCCAAGUGCAUCGACAUCGAGUCCCUGUGCGUGGUGUCUGGAGAAAAGGUGUGGCAGAUCAGGGUGGACGUCCACAUGCUGAACAACGACGGGAACUUGAUGGACGCCUCCAGCAUAGCCGCCAUCGCCGCCCUGUGCCACUUCAGGCGGCCCGACGUGGCCGUCCAGGGAGAGGAGGUCACAGUGUACAGUCCAGAGGAGAGGGAUCCCAUCCCGCUGAGCAUCUACCACAUGCCCAUUAGUGUCAGCUUCUCCUUCUUCCAACAAGGGUAAUCCUCUUCUCCUUAUCGAUUAAAAAACCAUCGUUUAGGGAUAUCCU
Oryzias melastigma (Indian medaka) is the source of this 397-nucleotide messenger RNA. RefSeq names its product exosome complex component RRP45-like. The record is from RefSeq and is a predicted model, not a curated record. Gene Ontology annotation, cellular component: nuclear exosome (RNase complex); cytoplasmic exosome (RNase complex). Gene Ontology annotation, biological process: exonucleolytic trimming to generate mature 3'-end of 5.8S rRNA from tricistronic rRNA transcript (SSU-rRNA, 5.8S rRNA, LSU-rRNA); nuclear polyadenylation-dependent rRNA catabolic process; U5 snRNA 3'-end processing. The annotation marks the transcript as partial. The transcript is spliced from 4 exons. Lineage: Eukaryota; Metazoa; Chordata; Actinopteri; Beloniformes; Adrianichthyidae.